This is a messenger RNA of Pochonia chlamydosporia 170, 762 nucleotides long. RefSeq lists its product as hypothetical. Bases 1 to 762 code for a protein of 253 amino acids. The transcript has 3 exons. The record is from RefSeq and is a predicted model, not a curated record. NCBI's taxonomy places the organism in Eukaryota, Fungi, Ascomycota, Sordariomycetes, Hypocreales, Clavicipitaceae. Gene Ontology annotation, molecular function: lyase activity.
AUGCCGUUCGAGUGGGCCAAGUUGUUCGAAGUGAACCACCUCAUGGUUCAUGAGCUGGAUCUGGCCCUCAAUCCGCCUCAGAGUUAUCUUUUCGUCCAGGACUUUUUGAUAAUCCUAUGCGCUCUUCUCUAUGUCUUCUGCUACAUAUUUUACUCGAUUCGCACCAAACGCGACAGAUUCCUAGCGGGGCCGAUCGACUUAUUAUUCGGCAACCUCGCCUAUGAACUGUACUAUCCGUUUAUCAUGGCCCGCGGUAAGCUUCAGCUUUUUGGCUGUCUCGUUUGGUUCCUGUUCGACUUGAGGUUCAUCUACAUUGCUUUCAAGUAUGCCUGUCCGCCGGAGAAGCGCCUCAAGGUCGGCAUACGCUUUACCUUCUCUACCUGCAGUUUGGUCGCCAUUUUCUACAUAUUGGGCGUGUAUUUCCCAGAUGAUGGGGAGCAAGUCACAGCGUAUUGGACAGGUUGGCUGCUGGAGAUGCCGAUUGGAUGGUGCGCAGUGACUUGCCUAUGGCUAUACGGAGACACAAAGGGCCAGUCACUGGAGAUGUGGGUCAUGCGAUUCCCCGGUGUCCUUAGUGCUAUGGCUGUGUUCUUUUGGCGCUAUGUGAAUGUGCCUCAGAACUGGGGCUAUGUUGUGUCCUGGCCUAGUAUUGCUCUGCUGAUACUAACCGUCAUUCCGGAGCUUAUGUAUCCUUUUGUUUUUCGUAGGACGGAGCAGAAGAUGAUAAGGGAAGCUCUGGCUAAGAAACAGAAGGCGAAUUGA